Molecule: messenger RNA, 339 nt
Organism: Colletotrichum phormii
Lineage: Eukaryota; Fungi; Ascomycota; Sordariomycetes; Glomerellales; Glomerellaceae
Exons: 1
Coding region: 40-282 (80 amino acids)
Source: RefSeq, a predicted model, not a curated record
CUUCUCCUAUUCUUUCGAUUACUUGCCACGGUCUCAACUAUGUCUCGCCGUGUAUUAUUCUCUCUUCUCGCGCCGCUACUUGUCAACGCCGCACUGCUACCGAGAGGUGGUGAUGUUGCGGUCGGCGACAAAUGGAAGAACCACAACGAUAUCAAGCCUCUUCCUGCGCUUCCGGAUGACGACAUCAUGGGUGAUUUAGAAGUCCAAUACUCACCAUUUCUUUUCUCCUGGCAUGGAUGCAUCCCUUACGCCGCUGUGGACGCCGAUGGCUACGCUGGGUAAGUGCUGACCCUGGGCUGGAUAUCCUCAACUAACCCACGACAGUUCUGGACUAAAGCC